AUGGCAGGAGUUUCGUGUGUGUUAUUGCUCAACUCAUCUGAAGGAAACAGUGAUCCACAGAUUCUUGAGAACCUUAUGAAGAAACUAGAACUUCUUGGUGCACAAAAGUGCGGUCGAAUACAUAUAGAGAGCGCAGUUUACUUUUCAAACUUUGCUAGAUCUCAGUGUAAAACGUUUCAAGUUCUCACAUCAACUGAAUAUCCAGCUUCAUGUUUUGUAUUCUCUGACAAUCAAACAGCUCUUGUUGCCGAUAUAUCUUUUCGUGAAUUCCCAGGGUGCUUAAAAGCUUUUUAUCAACGUAAAAAGAAACUACAAGUUGAAGCUAAAGGAAUAAAGUAUCAGUUGGGUGAUUUUACAAUUAAUUUUAUUACAAUAUUCAUGGGACAGAGUGCUUCCGUUAAAGGAUAUUUAAUCGAGGUUUGUUUUCAUGCAUCAUGCAUGAUACAUUUGUGUCGUGAUGUAUUAAAAGCUUUUAUUACCCAAGUAUUACCGGAUAUUUGUCCACCAGCUAAUAGUUCAACAGAACAUAUAUUUAGCCCAUCUUUUUUACAAGCUGUUGAAACAGGCACAUUUGAUGCACCACGUUGGCCACCCAGUCAAUUAACUUUCCCAGUGGAAAAUAACUUCCUGCAAGAUGAUUCUCCAUUAUCUCAUGUUUGCGUUCGACUAACAAUGACACAAUAUGCAGAACAUAUCAACGUUGUUAGACGUUUGUCAAGGCAAUCUGUAAACACACCGAGUACGCUUCCUACAAAUGGUUCCUCCUCAUACGCAACUCCUCCAAAUAUUCCGUCUAAUCAAGCUAACAAAAACAUUCCAUCUAACUAUUCAACAUAA
Molecule: messenger RNA, 837 nt
Organism: Schistosoma curassoni
Lineage: Eukaryota; Metazoa; Platyhelminthes; Trematoda; Strigeidida; Schistosomatidae
Source: the annotation of a GenBank genome assembly